Messenger RNA from Manduca sexta (tobacco hornworm), 3665 nucleotides. Its product is annotated as 4-coumarate--CoA ligase 1. NCBI's taxonomy places the organism in Eukaryota, Metazoa, Arthropoda, Insecta, Lepidoptera, Sphingidae. Gene Ontology annotation, cellular component: mitochondrion. The transcript is spliced from 8 exons. Gene Ontology annotation, biological process: long-chain fatty acid metabolic process; fatty-acyl-CoA biosynthetic process. The record is from RefSeq and is a predicted model, not a curated record. Bases 16 to 1785 code for a protein of 589 amino acids. Gene Ontology annotation, molecular function: long-chain fatty acid-CoA ligase activity.
GACUCCGCAAUCCGCAUGCGCGUCGAGUCAGUCUCGUUUCCAUCGCCGCACGAUUCUAUCGUCACUAUGAACAACUUGGCGCGAAAAGUCCUAAUACGCGAAAUUAAAAACUUAAAAUGUCAAAGGAAACUAUCCUCUAGUGCCAGGUUAAUGGACUCGGACAAAUAUGUUAUCAGUUCGCCUAUCCCGGAUGUGGUUGUGCCUAAAAUGAGAUUUGUCGAUCGUUUGUGGAUAGAAUCGGCGAGUUUCAAACAUCUAGUGGCUAUUGAAAGCGCUGAAACGAAGAAGUCAUACACGUUUGAGCAACUGCAGAAGAACUCUUCGAUCUUCGCCACGUCUCUGCUGAAGAAGUUUGGCCUGAAGCAAGGGGACGUGGUGGGUGCUGUCCUUCCGAACUGUCCUGAGUUUCCUGUAGUCGCCUUUGGAGUCCUGCAGUCCGGCUGCAAGUUGACCACCUACAACCCUAUUUAUAAAGAAUAUGAGAUCAGCCACCAAUCUUCGAUCACAGAACCGAAAUUAAUAGUGACAAUACCACAAUGUUACGAAAACGUUAUGAAGGGUCUGAAAAGUGCGAAUGUCAAUGCUAAAGUGGUUGUUAUUGAUAUUCCUAGUAUGCCCAUACCAGAUGGAGCUAUCAGAUACUCUGAAGUUGCUGAGAAUGGAGAGAUAGACCAGGCUCUCCUUGAUAAAGUAGAGGUUAAGGAAGAUGAUGUUGCUUGUAUACCGUUUUCGAGUGGCACUACUGGUUUGCCGAAAGGAGUUGAAAUCACGUAUAAAAACCUGCUGGCUGGUAUAGAAAUUAUGCAUACAAACGAGACUAGUUUCCCGAGAUUGGCUCAUGAUCAGUCAGACCAAGACUUAUUACCCAGCUUUCUGCCAUUCUUCCACAUUUAUGGACUGGUCAUUGGUCUUAUGGGUCACUUGUCUAAAGGAGUUAAAUUGAUAUCGAUGGCUAAAUUCUCUGCUAGUAUGUACUUAGACAUAUUGAGGACACAAAACGUCACUUUGCUCAACAUAGUACCUCCAGUUGCUAUACUCCUAGGCAAGCAUCCUGAUGUCCAAGAGGAACAUUUUCGCCAUAUCAGGCACAUAGUCUGUGGCGCUGCACCUCUCGCUGCCUCCGAUGUUCAAAGCAUCAUCGAGAAAAGUAAACGUGAUAUGGAGUUUAACCAAGGCUUUGGGGCGACAGAAACCACCUCGCUCUGCACAUCUACAUUCAAAAACUCUAAGAACAUAAACUAUUCAGCGUGCGGUGUCCCAAUGGCGAACUUCAAACUUAAAUUCGUCGACCCCCUUACCGGCGAACCUGUUCCUAUCGGUGAACAAGGUGAGAUGUACGUCAAAAGUCCAACAAUCAUGAAAGGCUAUCAUAAAAACCCGACGGCUACAAAAGACAGUCUCACUGAGGACGGUUACUUCAAGACCGGAGAUUUGGGCUACUACCAGCCCGGUAUGGGACUCUUCAUUACAGAUAGGAUAAAAGAACUUAUAAAGGUGAAAGGUAUGCAAGUCGCACCAGCAGAAUUAGAAAGCAUCCUUAGAUCUCAUCCAGCAGUCGCAGAUGCAGCCGUUAUAGGCGUUCCUCAUGAAUACUACGGAGAAGCACCUAAGGCCUUCAUUAUUAAGAAAAACGGGCAAAAGACUACAGAAGAAGAAAUACAAGACUUCGUAGCUAGUAAGGUGGCGGUUUACAAGAAAAUCGAAGAGGUCAUGUUCGUCGAAGACAUUCCCAAGACGCCGUCAGGGAAAAUUCUUAAACGAGAACUGAAGAAAAUGUACGCGUAAUUGUAUAUUUGGCUGUGAUUUUUAAGUUAAGAGUUGAAAUUGAUAAUCAGAUGGGUAAAAAAUUACGAAGCGAAGUUUGGUAAGAUAGAAAAUCAAAGUGCAAAUGCAAAUGAUAUAGAAUAUUUUAGAAAAUAUUUAAAUUUCCAUUGUUAUGGCAGUGAUAUUUUUAACAAAUGUGAAAAAUGUCUAUUGCCGUCCAAAAUUAAAUGCGUUAGAAAAAAAGCAAACAACCUUGAGUGAAAAAGUGGGGAGUUAAUGUGAUGCAGGCCUUUAAAAGAGGUGUAAAAAUAUUUUGACUAGAACACACGUUUUAUCGCGCAGGUAUCUUUUAUCACAACGAAGUCGUGUUAAUUUAUAGUUUGUUGUAAAAUUUAUGUAUACUUAAUCUAUUAGGUAUGUACUUGUUUAAAACUUUGUAAUUUUUUGAACUGAUGUGAUCACUUUGUUUUGAGUCAAAAUUUGUACGAUGUUAUUUUGUGAGUGAUCACUGUAAAAAUCUGACAUCAUUUUUAUAUAAAAAAUAUUUUGCGUAUCUUGGCAACUCCGUAAGUUAUAUUUGUAUAUAGGUGUAAUUUAGUUUAUGAUAUGGGUAAGAAGUGAAACUUCGAGCGUACUAUACUGAAAAAGAGUUUAAAGUCAUUAGAUGUUAAUAAAUAACCUUCCUUACUAACUGAUUGCUAAUUUGUUCCAUUAUAAUUAGGGAACUCCUAAAAUGAAUUUCCAUGGUACAUAGUUCCAUGGUAUACCUAUAUAAGUUCCCGAUCUUAUGUUUAAGUACUAUUUUAUAAAUAUUUUGCAAUAUAAAUAUUAAUGCGAGUUUUUAUUAACACAAUACUAUUUUAAGAGCAUUUUUUUAUUACUUUCAAUGACGAGACGAGCUUAAUUGUUGGUAAUUGAUACGCCGGCCAUAAACAGUAGAAACACCACCCAACACCUUGAAUAACAAAGUAGGUAUUGUUGGUAUUCUACUGCGUUCGCCAUCCUGAGACAUGAGAUAUCAAGUCUUUAUAUCCAGUAGUUACAGUGGCUACAGUAUUAUUCAAACAGAAACACAACAGUGACUACACACAUCUGCUUGGCGUCAGAAAUAGAUAUAGUCAUAACAUUCGGCCAUUUUUAAUAAAUACUCGUUGAAAAGUAACAGAUUUUUUUUAGAGUUCCAGUGUUUUUAAAAUAAUACCCAGGUAACGUUUUCUUAUUACUCCUUACUGACAUUUGACUGCGAGGAAAAUACUUGUAUGCAUUAUAUUGCAUUUAUGAAAAUGUGUCUUUUGCAGCUUAUGGAAUGAGUAAUCAUAAUUGGGUGUCAAAUUAAAAAUAUUAAUAACGUGAAGAAUAUGCAUGGAGAUUGCAGUAUCUAUCUUACUAGUAAAUAAUAUUUAUUUACCUUGGUUUUUGGUUUUAAAUUAUUGGGUGCAGACUAAGGUCCAGAUUUUAAGUUAAAAUUCAAAGAACGUCAAUAGCUAUUCUAUCUUAUUAUUCUUUAUAAGUGCAUAAAACAUCAUGGUAUGAUUGUUUAACUAUACUUCAGGCUGUUCGCUAAAUAUUCAAGUACUUAAGCUGUUUAUAAUAAGUAUAUUUAUUAAUAUACAAUUGUUAUUUUACUUAAGAAAGUUUAAAUGUCUGACCUUUAGUUAUUGUCUGCAAAUCCGAGUGCAAUUUGUUUCAUCGCAUUGUACGGUGUAAACUUAACAAUGUACUUACUGAAGUUUUAUUUAAUAACACAAAAAUGCUUUGACGUAAUAAUAAUUAUUUAUUAUUUUCUCCUUGUACUGCAAGAUAUACUCAAUGAACUAUAAAUAGAGCGGACUUUGAGCGGAACGAAAUAAAACCGAGAUAAGGUUAGGUUAGGUUGGAGUGAACUUUGAAAUGAAGACAAA